CGGCGCCGCGCUAGGAAAUGACCUAAGCCGUGGCGAGGCGCGGCCGGCGGCACCAGCAGCGCCGCGGACGCGGGGCGCGCGCACUAUGCCUGCCGAGCGGCCUCCGGGCACGCGGGCACGGCGCUGGCCCGGCAGGUGCCGUCAUUAGUCCCACCCCAGUAAAGAGCUACUGGGGCUGGGUGGUCAUGGGGGAGCCUGGUAGAGAGGAGUAUAAAAUCCAGUGUUUUGAUGCAGAGACCCAGCAACUGCUGAAGACAGCACUCAAAGAUCCAGGUGCCGUGGACUUGGAGAAAGUGGCCAAUCUGAUUGUGGACCAUUCUCUGCAGGACAGUGUGUUCAGCAAAGAAGCAGGACGAAUGUGCUACGCCAUCAUUCAGGCAGAGAGCAAGCAAGCAGGCCAGAGUGUCUUCCGGCGUGGACUCCUCAACCGGUUGCAGCAAGAGUACCAGACUCGGGAGCAGCUGCGAGCCCGCUCCCUGCAGGGUUGGGUCUGCUAUGUCACCUUUAUCUGCAACAUCUUUGACUACCUGAGGGUGAACAACAUGCCCAUGAUGGCCCUGGUGAACCCCGUCUAUGACUGCCUCUUCCGUCUGGCCCAGCCUGACAGUCUGAGCAAGGAGGAGGAGGUGGACUGCCUGGUGCUGCAGCUGCACCGGGUCGGGGAGCAGCUGGAGAAGAUGAACAGGCAGCGCAUGGAUGAGCUCUUUGUCCUGAUCCGGGAUGGCUUCCUGCUCCCAACUGGCCUCAGCUCCCUGGCCCAGCUGCUGCUGUUGGAGAUCAUUGAGUUCCGGGCAGCUGGCUGGAAAACGACCCCAGCAGCCCACAAGUAUUACUACAGUGAGGUCUCUGAUUAGGCCUCCAGAUCAGGCUUCCUCACCAGCAGCACUGGCCUUUCUUCUACCCACCUCCCAACCUGGAAGUGGAGUCUUUGCCUCUCCCAAAGACUUUUUCCCUUCCAGACUUUCAACAGCUCCCAAGAUGUUUCCCACUUACACACUGGUCCUGCCCUGAGCACUUUCCUCUCCCCCAUUCAUGGAUUAGGGAAGACACCAAACGGACCUGUCCCCACAGUCCCAUCAGCCUCUCUCCCCCAUCACCUUCCACCUAGGCAGAGAAGGGCAACUCCUAACAACCGGUGCACUGUGUAAACACUGGUACAACAGCUAGUUCCGUGCCUCCGUUUCCCAUCUGUAAAAUGGGUACCCAUAGCCACUGGUGGGAUGCACUGGGAUGUCAAGGGGCAGAAGCAGAGCAUACGUCACACCAGGAACUGCUUUUUAUACGUUUUGUACAAGGACUACUUUGAAAAUAAGCAUAUUUCCUCCAGUUGGUUUCAAUGAAUGGCAGUACCACAUCACAUGCUAUACUAUUCAAGGUGAGACUUUUCUAAUAAACCUUUUCUGAUACUAAAA
Molecule: messenger RNA, 1412 nt
Organism: Equus quagga
Lineage: Eukaryota; Metazoa; Chordata; Mammalia; Perissodactyla; Equidae
Gene: MIF4GD
Product: MIF4G domain containing
Exons: 6
Coding region: 186-854 (222 amino acids)
Biological process (GO): regulation of translational initiation
Cellular component (GO): cytosol
Molecular function (GO): translation activator activity; RNA binding; protein binding
Source: RefSeq, a predicted model, not a curated record